ACCCAGAUUGAAUGGACGGCAGAGAAGCGAAAAGGGCAACGAAUCCUCAAAAAACUACUAAAGAAACAGUUAAAGAAAUAAUAAAGAAAUGCUAGUAGUAGGAAAAGAAACAGUAGGUGAUUUUUUUGUUUUCUCUUUAAUAAUGGGUAUAGAGAAGAGAGUAGUGGUUGGGUUGUGUCGUGGUAUUGGUCUUUAUUUUCAGUUGGCGCCAAACUGGAUUGAACCAAGAAAUGGGCAGGUAAAGUCUAUCCACAUCUCUCACUCGCUGUGCCGCCUGCUGCUUAUAUUCUAACUCACCAGGUGUCGGUUGUUGUCCACAUAAAUUCACUCUUACCUCUUCAUUUCCACUCAUUUUCACACAAUUUCUGCUGAACUCUCUUUCUGGGUGCCUGCAAAAAGUUUCAUUUCCUUCCCAAAACGUCUGCAUACGAUUUGGUUCUGGUUUGAUGUGGGUUGUGGGUUUUGGGUUUUGCUACUUAUGGGGUUUGUUGCUGAAUUCUAUAUCUGGAAGUUUAGUUUAUCAGAGUAAAAAAGAAUCUGAAGCUAAAUGUUAUAUUGGAGAUGAUCUGGAGAAAUACCCGCCGCCUCAAUGGGGAAAAAAUGAAUCUUCUUUUGCAAUACUUGAGUUUGCAUUGAUCCUUGUUUUUCUAAAUCUUGGCAUUUUCCCUGAGGAUUUAAGUUUAUAGGUUUGGCUAGGACUCAAGAACAUCUAUAUUGAUAGAUAUGCAACAGUUUUUGUUUUCUUCAGGAAAAGGGAAAACGGAACAAAUACUUAUUCUCAAAUUUUCCAAACUGUAUUUAAUUGCAUCAAUGUUCGCUAUGUGCAUUAAAACUUGUGUAUUGGGAGCUUUCUCUGAGUGCAAAGUACGCACAUGGGGCAGCUCAGGCUGCAUCGAUAUGUUGAUAUCUUAGAAUCUAUUCUUCCUUCAAAUGAAAAGGAUUUUAAUUUGGUUUUGGUUUUUAUAGGUAGUUUGUGGAUUGAGUUUAGAGCAUUUUUGUCAUCUGUUUUACUUCAAGGACUUGCUUGUCUUAAGCUGAACUGAAGUUCAUGGGUGUCAGAGAUGCAAAUUGUUUAAUGGGCUAUGGCCAGCCACCAUGGAUAUUCAAAGGCAGUGCCUUGUACCAACUACAUCUUGUAAAAGCUGAAACUGCUCGAGCAUUCAUUCCUAAGGAGCUCAAAUUAGUUGAAGCUUUUGGAUACACUCUAGGUGGUUUUUUCCUUGCUAAAUACGAGGACAGUCCAGUUGGGGUCUUUGAUGAGCUUGUGGUGAUAGCAGGACUUGUUUGGGAUCCUCCCACGUCUUGUGCCUGGGCCGCCAGGGUUCUUGUGAACAGUAAAGAAGCUUGUGGUCAUGGAAGAAAGGUGAGAAGUUUGUGGCACUUCUUGUAGUUUCAUUUGUUAGAUAUUUGAACAAAAUGUUUGGCAACCAUGCAAAUGAAUCUGGCCAGUUUAGUCCAAGAUCGGCCACUUAAUAAUAUCCCAGGUGAACUUACAAGGAGCACUUUAGCUACCCUUGAUCCCUGAGCUCCUGUGGCAUGAAGGUGGCACUCUAUUGCACCUGAACCUGAGGCAUUUGAAACUAGAUGCUAUUACAUUCCCUAACCUUGACUGUGAAUUUGAUAGCAUUUCUGAUGCAGAAUGUAGGGCUUCCAAGUCAAGUGGCCAGAUUUUCCAAGAGAAUUACAGCAGUUUCAAAGCAACCAAAGGGUAAGUUCAGCAGCUUCCAAAACAUGAUUGGUAUCGGUACUACUCUCCAGCAUGCAAGGGAGUGUGUCGAUGUUCAGGUGACAGAAGUUACGGGUGCGGCUGCUGCAGAUAUCUGUAACAUCAAACUUGCAACUGAGGUACCUGCUCUGAAACACCACAAAUGGAUGGGACCAGCAAUCACAAUGUCACUACCAAGUUUUAGUGGCCAUACAGGGUAUAAUCCACAACUUUUGAAGUAUUCUUGCCAGAUUAAAUGCAGGGUGAGACCAGUGGAGCCGGCAAAAGUUCUAGGUCCAUUUCCAGCUCCAAAGAAUGGUAGAGAACAAUUGAGGAGACGCAAUGGUCCUGAAACAACAGACUCAAAUGAAGAAGCUUUUGAUAAAGGAAGACAUCUUGCUAUAUCAGUAAUGCUAUCAAAGCCUAUACUAGCUUUGGAGUUUAAUUGCUUGAACAUGAGAGUUGAAGCCCCAGUUGUAGUUCCUCAUCGCUGUAAGAACUCCUUAAGAGCAUGUUGAGAGCAUCCCAUUUCUCUGUUGUUGUAUUCUCUAAAAUCCAUGGAAGUUCUUUUCCAGUUUUCUUCAACAGAAGUUUUGCCAGUACAAACGCUCAACAAAUGCUGGUCUGGACUUAAAAUGGCAAAAAUACCCUUUGUAUCCCUGACUACAGGUGUAUCAAUGAAAGGGUAGUUUUGUCUAUUUCCAUCUGGACUGGCUUUAUUUUUGCCCGUCCGAAAUGAAAACAGCAUCCUCUUGUUCAAAAUGAAAUAUAGAAAUCAAU
Molecule: messenger RNA, 2485 nt
Organism: Rubroshorea leprosula
Lineage: Eukaryota; Viridiplantae; Streptophyta; Magnoliopsida; Malvales; Dipterocarpaceae
Source: the annotation of a GenBank genome assembly